UAUUCUCAAAGGAAGGUCGGGAUCGCCAUUGCGCCAAUUUGAUGCGGUGGGUAGGCCGCAGAGUUGUUUUCUUGCUUGGUAGCGAAAAUGGAGGUACACAUUUCUAAAACUGAAACAGAGUGGCAGCCUCAGAAAGGAGAUUCUUUAGAGGUUUCUGGUGAGCAGAAACUUAAAGAACUUAUUGCUGAAGGCGAAUUGGACUUUGAUGGGUGGACUAAGCUUAUCUUGGAGGUUGAGAAUUUGUUCCAUGCUGACAUACAGAAAAUAUGUUUAGUUUAUGAUUCCUUCUUGUCUGAGUUUCCUUUGUGCUAUGGUUACUGGAGGAAGUAUGCUGAUCACAUGCUACGCUUAUGCACCGUUGACAAAGCUGUUGAUGUCUUUGAACGAGCUGUGCAAUCGGCAACGUACUCCCUUGGUGUUUGGGUUGACUAUUGUGGCUUUGCUGUUUCAGUUUUUGAAGAUGAUAAUGAUAUUCGUUGGUAAUCCCAAUGCUUGAAAUUGUAGUAUGUGUUAAGAAACAAGCAAUGGAUGUAAACACAAGAGCUGUUUGCUUCUUUGAUGCUUUUCUUAUUCUUGGAAUAUUAGUUAGACUAAUAACCAUGCUACCUGACAAAAGUUAUCUUUUUAUUACCAAAGGUUUUGUAAUAAAAGAGAUGUUU
Hibiscus syriacus is the source of this 659-nucleotide messenger RNA. Its product is annotated as pre-mRNA-processing factor 39-like. Bases 88 to 483 code for a protein of 131 amino acids. Gene Ontology annotation, molecular function: protein binding. Lineage: Eukaryota; Viridiplantae; Streptophyta; Magnoliopsida; Malvales; Malvaceae. Gene Ontology annotation, biological process: mRNA 5'-splice site recognition; RNA processing. The record is from RefSeq and is a predicted model, not a curated record. The transcript is spliced from 3 exons. Gene Ontology annotation, cellular component: U2-type prespliceosome; commitment complex; U1 snRNP.